AUGGGCAGAAACAAAGUCCGCCUGGAAGAUCUCCCGUUGGAAAAAAGACUUAGAGUCACUUUGUACAAUAUAGAUGACUGCAAUGCCGCAAUUCGCGGCCAAAAUAUUCCUGGUGCUCUCGGACUAAAAGUCCAACGCUUCGCUGUUAUCCGUGGCAUUCGACACCACGAUGGUUUCGCCAACGAGUUACGCGGCGUCGCACCGGAGUUCACUCGUGCACUCAACGCGCGUGCAAUUAUGAGCGGAGUGAUCCCGGAGAUCAACGACUCCCCUGAGAUACCCUAUUGCAUCUGGUAUCCGCAACCUCCUUCCCAGGAGACCCUUCGCAAUUUGGUGAAGCGUUAUCCCAACAUGAUUUAUCACGCUGCUCGCUCCUGUGCCGUGGCGGGAUAUUUCGAUCUUUACUCGGAGCUUCAGGUUCUUCCCGAGGUUCAUGUUGCUGCCGAGGCUCGCGACGCUAGCCUCGCAAGGAAGAACAAAGGCAGCGAGGCAAUAUACGAGCAAAUAAUGUCGAGUCAGUUGAAAUUUGAAUUAAUGAAUGAUUAUGAUCGAUCUGUCAAUCUUGAAAACCCUCGUCCGGCACAUCUGAAUGGAGAUACGGCGGUCUUUUCCGAUCUCACUGCACGGAUGCUUCAUGCAGGAGUGGAUAACAGCAGUAAGCGUUCUGUCAAUCUUGUUGAUUAUAUCGAGUGGGAUUCGAAAGAGUACAAUACGUAUAACCACUUCAACAUCACUGAGGACAUAGGAAUCGACGAUCAUAGUUGCGGUGCGCCGGAGCCUUUGGCCAGCUUUUGGCCACUUCUAUAUUUGCCUCUACCGUCAGACCUUCCACCAGUUAAUAAAGACAACCUGAUUCUAUCGGCUGCAUAUGGAGGGGACGUGGAUCGAUAUAUACGCCUACGACGCCCACAGAUGAUCGAACAAGAAUUCCACGCUAUCAUUUGGGGGAUAUACAAUCACCCCCUUUGGGCGCGAUGGUGGAGCACACAGGUGCCGGAGGUCCCCGAUAAAAGUGAGGACGUAUCCCUAAGGCGCGCAAUCAAUACUCGACGCAUCAUCAGUGACGAUAUUACUUCUAUCACACUAAGUACCCCGGAAUCGCUGGUACCUCGCAGAAUAUGGUGGCCUAGUGUUGCUUCUCCAGUAACCUACGUGCGUCUCGCGCAGAAAAGGCCUGAUAUGCUCGAGUCUUGUCUACGGGCAUGUAUUGUCGCUGAUUACGAAGAUGCGUGGGAUGAAAUUCUGAUUGGGUCAUUCGAUAGCCCGAAUGAUUCCAAAGUUACUCGACUUUCCGAAGUCGUCAGAUCGCAGAUCUAUGCCGAGGCUAAAGAUUCAUGCAAUCCGCACUACCUCGACGACAUAAAUUCGCUUGGAGCAGCCAGGGUGGAGAAGCUUGAAGCCGAUAUAUACUACUUGGAUGACAUACGUACUGCGAGAUGGAUUUAUUCGCCACGCUCGACUGCCCAGAGAGUUGUAAUCAAAAACAAGCCCUUCGCGCUGACCACGGGGGGAGGGGCUCGAAUGGAAUUCCGAGAGAGCCGAGCAACCUGGGAUUCUCAAUUUUUGGCAUAG
Molecule: messenger RNA, 1572 nt
Organism: Penicillium antarcticum
Lineage: Eukaryota; Fungi; Ascomycota; Eurotiomycetes; Eurotiales; Aspergillaceae
Exons: 1
Coding region: 1-1572 (523 amino acids)
Source: RefSeq, a predicted model, not a curated record